Molecule: messenger RNA, 1768 nt
Organism: Theobroma umbraticum
Lineage: Eukaryota; Viridiplantae; Streptophyta; Magnoliopsida; Malvales; Malvaceae
Gene: GTE6
Product: general transcription factor group E6
Molecular function (GO): protein binding
Source: RefSeq, a predicted model, not a curated record
GACAAAACAUAGAGCCAGCCGGGCACGCGCUCCAGCAGUGAAACUUUGCAACCGGCCGAACUCCCAUCAAUUUUUUUCUUCUUCCAGUUUUUGAAGCGAUUUUUGUUUUCUGGCUUGAACUCUCCCUUUCUCUUCACUGUUAUAUGUCAUUCACUGUUAUUCUUUUUCACCUCCAUUUCAAGAUAAGAUGGAACCGGUGAUGGCAUCAAUUCCUGAUAUUGGAAAUGCUGAGAUGGGAAUUUCCAAAGAUAAUAGUGCAGACGUGGAGCAAUUCAGAUGUUGUGUUGAUGAAAUCUUUCAAAAGGUUGAUGAGCUUGAGCAAAGAGUGAAUGAAGUGGAACAAUUCUACUUGAAUACAAAUAAAAAACAACAGAGUAGUUCUAGGGGUAGCUCAAUCGGAAAGGAGCGAGAUAAGGAAAGACACAUUCCAAGCAUUAAAAAGCAGCAGCAAGAUGCAUCUCGACGAGAAGCAGCUGCUGCAAAGAGAAUGCAAGAGCUCAUGCGCCAGUUUGGCACACUAUUGCGUCAGAUCACACAGCACAAGUGGGCGUGGCCCUUUAUGCAACCAGUAGAUGUCAAAGGUCUUGGCUUACAUGACUACUAUGAGGUUAUUGAAAAGCCAAUGGACUUCAGUACAAUAAAAAACCAAAUGGAGGCUAAGGAUGGUACUGGAUAUAAGAAUGUUCGAGAAAUAUGUGCUGAUGUAAGAUUAGUUUUCAAUAAUGCAAUGAAAUACAAUGAUGAAGGAAGUGAUGUUCAUUUAAUGGCCAAAACUUUGUUGGAAAAAUUUGAGGAGAAGUGGCAGCAACUUCUUCCUAAAGUUACUGAAGAGGAGAAAAGACGAGAAGAGGAGGAGGCAGAAGCACAGAUAGAUAUUCAGCUUGUGCGAGAGGCUGCUCAUGCCAAACUGGUCCGGGAGAUAUGUAAUGAGCUUUAUGAGGUUGAUACACAUCUGGAACAGCUCAGAGAAACAGUUGUUCAAAAGUGCAGGAAAAUGUCAACUGAAGAGAAAAGAAAUCUUGGGACAGCCAUUGCCAGAUUGUCUACUGAGGAUCUUGGUAAGGCAUUGGAGAUUAUUGCUCAAAAUAAUCCAGGGUUUCAAGCUAUGGCUGAAGAGGUGGAGAUUGACAUUGAUGCUCAGAGUGAAUCUACCCUAUGGAGGUUAAAAUUUUUUGUCAAGGAUGCUUUGGAAGGUCGGGGAAAGAGUGCAGCAAGCGCAGGUGGCAAUAAUAACAACAACAAACGGAAAAAAGAGAUUUGUGAUGCUAUUGCCAAAACAGCCAAGAAAAGGAGUAAAAAGCCUUCCUCUUGAUCGUAUCACCUGAUGGAUAAGUGUAGCAUAAGAAUUGUCUUUGGUUGCAUUCCAUUAAUAACAAUAACCAGGGAAGCACUUCUAAAAAUUAGGCGGUGAAACUAUCUUGGUUUUGGCUCGAUAAAGGACAUAACCAAGCGACAUGAUCAUUUUCCAGCAUGACUGCUUCCGACAAAUAUGACCAAAGCACAGAUGCCCUGUAAAUCGCCCUGUUGCUGUCUCAAUGCUAAUCUCCGUAUUACAAUUUACAUAUCAUGGUAUAUAAUGGACAAUUAAAUUUUUUAUUUUAUGGUCACUUUUCUCAUCUCUUCUGCCGUGAGCUAACUUUCUAUGGACAAUAUUUUACUGAAGCAUUAUUCUUUCCCAGUUUUUCACUUCCUUUUGCUGGAAGGGAUUUUGAAUUUUAAGUUGUGCUGUAGUAUACAAUGGUUAUAGGCAAACAUGGUUCAUUUCGAA